AUGCUAGAUGGCAAAGGAGGCUUUGUCCCGUUGCCAUCAGAAAGGAUCAUCCAUAAGUCAUCACCAAGAAUUAGUCUCGCCAUAACGACCCCAUCGACAUAUCCGGGGAACAAUCCGUUGGCGAUCCACUGCAGCUCUGGCAUCGUCUAUUUGACCAAUCAAAGAAUAGUAUAUUUGCCAGAGAAACCCACAUCAGAGUUCAAAUCAUUCUCUGCGCCACUACUCAAUCUGCACGACACGCAUCUUACUGUUCCUUGGUUUGGUCCUAAUGCAUGGCAGGCGGUCUUACAGCCGGUUCCUGGUGGCAACAUCCCGGCAACGCAGGCGGCUGUUGAGCUCAAGUUGACUUUCAAAGAAGGCGGAGCUCCUGAUUUUCAUUCGACCUUUGAGCAGAUCAAAGAAAGACUCCAGCAAGUCGUGUCCGCAGCGAGGGAGAGCAACGUGACUGGCUCACGGCAAGAUGCUUUCUUAGGCAACGUGAAUCUGGACAAUGUCCAUCUCGACCAGUUGCCUUCAUAUAACGAAUCUGAGCAUGAUGCAAUAGCUCCAAACCAAUCCAGCACCACCGGUGAGGAUGCGAAUUCCCCUAUUCUGACGAGCCCUCUCGCGGCUCCCGAGUCGAGGCGAGCUGGAACACCUCGCGAGGAAGCCCAGGCACCGAGCGACGCGCCCCCUGGCUAUGAAGAGACACAGCAGCAGAGCAUCCAGGCUGAGUUGGAUCGGAGAUUGUCGGAGACUCGCGGCUGA
Messenger RNA from Fonsecaea multimorphosa CBS 102226, 747 nucleotides. RefSeq lists its product as uncharacterized. Gene Ontology annotation, molecular function: transcription coactivator activity; chromatin DNA binding. Bases 1 to 747 code for a protein of 248 amino acids. NCBI's taxonomy places the organism in Eukaryota, Fungi, Ascomycota, Eurotiomycetes, Chaetothyriales, Herpotrichiellaceae. The record is from RefSeq and is a predicted model, not a curated record. The transcript has 2 exons. Gene Ontology annotation, cellular component: nucleus. Gene Ontology annotation, biological process: positive regulation of DNA-templated transcription.